UCAGUGCGCCGGAAAGAAACCGCACUUGGGCAGCUCUUCAAGCUGAGCUGGCUGAUCGCUCGGGAUCUUGUGUUGGCUUGUCAAGAGCUUUUGGAUGUUUUGAUAGUAGAGGGAAGACACGUAUUUACGCCUCGCAGAGCUUUUUUCCUUCUGAAUUACGUAACAGUCAAGACAACGUUUUGAAGAUCUAAACCGACGACAUGGAUUCCGCCAAUCAAGACAUCAAUCUGAACUCUCCACACAAAGGCCUGGGCUCUGACUCUCUCUCAGAGGUGCCUGAAGAGAGAGGAGCGGCCGCUGUGAGUCCUGGGACUCUCCCUCCAGGUCUGACAGAGGAGGAAGCUGAGGAACUGAGACUGGAGCUCACCAAGGUUGAGGAGGAGAUCCACACUUUGAGGCAGGUGUUGUCGGCUAAGGAGCGCCAUGCGUCGGAGCUGAAGCGCAAACUGGGCCUGAGCCCCCUGACCGAGUUCAAACAGAACAUCACCAAAAGCUGGCAGGACGUCCAGACCUCAAACGCAUAUCUUUCAGCUUCUGCCACUCUGGAUGACAUUGCCAGCUCUGAAGUGUAUAAAAAGACUCAGGAAACGCUGUCUCAGGCUGGACAGAAGACCUCAGCCGCCCUCUCCACCGUUGGCACGGCCAUCAGCAGGAAACUGGGUGACAUGAGAGCUCUUCCUUUCUCUAACUCCUUUGGUAGCAACUACUCCAUUCGCCAUUCAAUAAGUAUGCCAACUAUGAGGAACUCUCCAACCUUCAAAUCAUUUGAGGACAAAGUUGGAAACAUCAAGUAUAAGGUGGUUGGAGGGAAAGCCAAUGGUGAAAGUGCCCACUCUCCGACCGAGUCAAACCCGGCGCAGGACAACCCUCCGUUCUGAGAGUCCAACCUCUUGAUUUAAACACUCAUCUCAUUCUUUGUGAAUCCUGACUACACCCACACUUAAGUUCUCCCAGUUGUCCCGUUCUCUCUCUCUCUCCCGUUCUCGCUGAAUUCUUUCGUCCCUCCUUCCUCUGUCUCCUUUGAUACCCCUCCACCUACUGCUAGCAUGUGCUUGCUCAUCUCACUAAAAACAUACACACAGUACAGAUUCUGUGUCAUUAAAUCAUCACAGGUUGUACAAAAGAAGAGAAAUGAUGAAUCAUUUUGUAUUAGAAACUAUUUUACACUGCUUUGCAUAAUGUUUUUACAUAACUUUUAUCUAUAUAUGACUAUAAAUGAAAUUAAAUAACUAUAUUUAAACAGUACUGCCAAGCAGCAUUCAUCAGAUAGCAGAGGGGUAUAAAAUACACAAAGAACAAACAUUUAAAUCUGAAGGGGGAGGAUUUUAGACCAAUAAAGAAACUAGCUGCAGGUUUCUAUGCUGCUGAGCAUUCAGUCGAGUUAUUUUUUACUCUCAGUACAAUGUGAAGCAAUGCUUUGCUGUACACCUGGUGAAUGUCUGACCUUCUCAGUCGGCCUUACACUCGCACUCUCUAUUGCUUUAUUGGUCUGUUGCUGGCAAAAACAUGUUACACAAAGUUUGUUUUAUCUUCUUUUUACCUUUGCUCUCUCUUGCUCUCGUUCAGUUGAUGGAAAUGUUUUAUUUAUGCCAUGUUUAUGUCAGAAAUCGCUUGCCUUUGCUUUGUGCCAUGCUGUGUGUGCCACUUAGUAGAUGCCAUAGACCUUUUGCUGUCAGAAUGUUUCACACAAACUAUCACCAAACUAUCACAUCACAAAGAUCACUGUUCAAUUCUGUUCAAUGAAAUAAACCUGCAGUUACUCGUGCACUAACCCAAAAUGUCAAAUGGGGAGUAUGUCGUGAGUAAGUCGAAUUUCUUUUGUUAGUGCCAUUUGUUGGUUUUUCCCGACAGACGUGAACACAAGUGUAGUCUGUAUGGUAGCACGGUCACUUUUACCUGAAGGAUAUUGGAGUAUGUUUCAUUAUUAAAAAAUGUAAUCUCUUAUUUUACUUCUGUUCUAUUCUGAUAUUUCAUUCACUUAAAUGGGUGUCAGUGGGUGGCCUUGUUUCAGUAUAUUGCACGAUGAUUACAUGCCUCAUUGGGUGAGAUGCAAGGGAUGAUGCACAUUUGACUGUCUGCUGCAGAUGAUGAGAUGCCAACUUCAUGUGACUUUCUACUGGAAUCCAUGUGUAAUACCAUAGAAUUAUGUGAAAAGAAACGGUGAAAAGAUGAGAAAAGAUCUUGAACUUUCAGAGGGAAAGAACUUUUUUUUAUUGUUAUUAUUUUGAGUAGUCAUUUUGGGGAGGUUGUCAUUUAGGGAACAGGCACCAUAUAGCUUUAAAUUAGAGCUCUCAGUUUAGAUUUAAAGGCUCAGAUUGUUUUCUUUUAGAACAACAGUGGUGUAAUGCUUCAUUUAUUUUUGUCAAUUGUUUGUAUAUCAAUAAAGCAUACCUUCAAAUGG
Messenger RNA from Labeo rohita (rohu), 2401 nucleotides. RefSeq names its product tpd52 like 2b (gene tpd52l2b). Bases 201 to 878 code for a protein of 225 amino acids. The transcript has 9 exons. NCBI's taxonomy places the organism in Eukaryota, Metazoa, Chordata, Actinopteri, Cypriniformes, Cyprinidae. The record is from RefSeq and is a predicted model, not a curated record. Gene Ontology annotation, cellular component: cytoplasm.